Messenger RNA from Penicillium chermesinum, 1014 nucleotides. RefSeq lists its product as uncharacterized. Bases 1 to 1014 code for a protein of 337 amino acids. The transcript has 3 exons. NCBI's taxonomy places the organism in Eukaryota, Fungi, Ascomycota, Eurotiomycetes, Eurotiales, Aspergillaceae. The record is from RefSeq and is a predicted model, not a curated record.
AUGACCGUGCCCCAGCCUGGUUCAGCAGAGAGGGCCUCUCAAAAGAUAGAUAUUGCCCAGGUCUCCCUGAGUCUGCAGGACCGUCUGGGUCUAGCAAAACUUAAGUAUGAACAUGGCCAGCUGCAAGGCCUGAACUUGACCUUGCAGAAGCCCGAUGCCGCUGUUGUCGACACCGACAAGCCUUCCGAUUCAUCCUCCAACGUCUCUCGCAGCCGCUGCGAGACUCCAAUAACCUCACCUCCUGCCUUUGGUCAAGGCUCGACCUAUUCCAACGAGCUGCCUCGAUCCGCCCGAAACAAGCAUGCAGUCACCUUUGACUCCAAUGCCAUGCAGCCCAUGCUGUCUGCAAGUCGCAAGCGCCUCCGGGCAGACUCUGGCUCUGAACGUCCAACUAAGGCACCUCGAGUUUCAUGGAAGAGCUCCCACCAAUUACCACAAUCCUCCCCGGCUGUCAACCGUCACACGACCUACCGCCGCAUCCAAGCCCCCUUUAUGUCCGAAGCGCCAAUUCCCGAGCUAUCGUCUCCGGUUUACCGGGGUGCAGUGAUCGAUGAAGACAAUGACCCCGAUCUUCCCCUACAUAGCUUUCGAGGCUUGAGCUCCAUGCAUGUACGUUUGGCUCGGCCAGAUCGACCCACCGAAAAUGAGGACGACGCAGACCUCCUUCUCUACCUCGCCAACUCGCCCACUCCAGCUCGUGUGGCAAGUGGCUCUCAUGCACACCUCGUUCCGCCCUCCACUCCUCCUAGCCAGCACGGUGGCUUGUUACAAAUGACGCCCGGCCUAGGCACUCCAGGUCAGCAAUUCAAUUUUGCUGAUUUUGUGAAUGUGACUCCCAGUCCAGCGCAGCCUGGCUGGAACAGCCGGACGCCUGGCAAUCCUUCUCGCACACCGCUUACUGCGACCCGCAAGCGCCUCAACUUUGAUAACCUGGUUCCUCCAAGCAGCUCGCCUCAUAUCCGCGUAAAGGAGGAGGGACUGGCUUUGCAACUGGGCGGGGAAUUGCGUCCCUGA